CAAUUCAGCGCUGUCUUCAGCGUGAGCGUGCACAUCGGUCGCGCGUUCCUGUUCUGUACCCGUCUGCGCGAGCGCGAGGCUGAGUGAUUCAGUGCUGCUUUCGUUUUUUUUUUUACACGCACAGCGGUUCGGUCCUUGGCACCGCCAUCACCGAGACUUCACAGCAAAAAUGUCCAAAUUGGAGCAGAUCCUUAUUCUUGAUCCACCGCACGACCUCAGAUUUAAAGGACCUUUCACAGAUGUAGUCACCACAAACCUCAAGCUGAAGAACCCCUCAGAGAAAAGAGUAUGUUUCAAAGUGAAGACGACGGCGCCUCGCAGGUACUGCGUACGGCCAAACAGCGGCAUCAUCGACGCCGGAACCACCGUCACCGUCUCCGUCAUGCUACAGCCGUUUGACUAUGAUCCCAAUGAGAAAAGUAAACACAAAUUCAUGGUACAGACGACUUUUGCGCCUCCCAAUGUUUCAGACAUGGAAGCCGUGUGGAAAGAUGCAAAACCCGAUGAGCUCAUGGAUUCCAAGCUGAGAUGCGUCUUCGAACUACCUACUGAAAAUGAUAAAGUGCUUAACACCCCGUUGCAAAACGGCAAGAGUGUGGAAACAUGUGACCCAGGCUCCCUGGGCAGAGCUGGUCUCCCGCCCAGGCCACCUCCCACCCCCAGCGAGUUCCACACUCCCUUUGGCGCCCAGAGCCUGUACACGCCUGGCACCUUCGGCAGCGGGAUCAACCCACUGCAGCUAGGAGGCCUGUGUUCCCGGGUCUUAGCCAGAAAGAAUGACAUCGACUCGAGCAAAGCUGCAGUCCUCAACGCGUCCAAACUGGAAGGCCCGUCGGUGCCCAAGCCCAGCCCCGCCUCCCUGGACGACACCGAGAAGAAGAAGCUCAUGGAGGAAUGCAAGAGGCUUCAGUCCGAAGUCAUGAAACUUGAAGACGAAAACCGGCAACUCAAGGACGACGGUUUGAGGAUGAGGAAGAUCCAUCGUUCGGAUAACAUGGUAUCGAACACGUCCGCCCUGAUGGGCAGGGAUCAAGGCUCCAGCUCCCUCCCCUCCCUGCUCGUCGUCAUUGCCGCCAUUUUCAUCGGAUUCUUCCUAGGGAAGUUCAUCUUGUAGAGGGAAACCGCAUGCCAGCCCGGCUUCUGUUCAAAGGCCUGGAGAAAAAAAAAAAAAAAAGUCAUUUUUUUUUUCGUUGACCUGCCAUAUCAUUGGUAGUCCGGCACACAGUGAACAUGUUUGUGUACAGCAUCAUAAGCAGGCCUCGCCUUUAACAAUCGCUCACACGGUUAGUACACAUGCAGAAAAAGAGAACCAGAUUUCUCUUUUGUUGUUUUGUUUUUCCAGUUCUUUGGGAUGGGUGGGUUUUGGGGGGAAAUCACACGGAUAAACAAAAGUAAAUAAAAUUGUACAUUUAUCAGAGCAUCAAUAGCAGGAGAGUCAAGGUUCUGCAUAGAGGCCUUGAUGGAAAUUGAUAAAUAAAAGCAUUGUUCUCUCUUUUCUCUCUGUGGUUUUCAUAAGAGUUGAAUGGAAUGUUAAAGUGUCUUGUAAAUGUUAUUUUAAUCCUUUUAAGAAAAAAAAAGAAAAAACUAUAAAACAAAAAAGAGACUACCUGUUGCUGGAUUGCCUCAAAAUUUGUUUUGUCCAGUUCAUAAUACAAUAUUUUCUUGGGGAAUGUGAAGAGUUCUGCUGGGGAAAUCGGUGCCUCCCUUUUUAGAUAUUUCUCCGUCUUUUCCUGUCCCUGCUGACCCCCAACACAGAAAUUAUUAUUAUUAUUAUUAUUAUUAUUAUUAUUAUUAUUAUUGCUAAUACUCUUUUAUUUUUAUUUUUAUCGUGACACAAAUUAUUUAUCCCUUGUGAGGCAAAUGCUGACUGAAAAUAUGGUCUCCAUUCUUACAAAAUCUGUCCCAUGGUAUUUAACAUUGAAAAAAUAAAAAGUAUCUUUGACAUUG
This is a messenger RNA of Conger conger (European conger), 1947 nucleotides long. Its product is annotated as vesicle-associated membrane protein-associated protein A-like. The coding region runs from base 170 to 1114 and encodes 314 amino acids. The transcript has 7 exons. Lineage: Eukaryota; Metazoa; Chordata; Actinopteri; Anguilliformes; Congridae. Gene Ontology annotation, molecular function: FFAT motif binding. Gene Ontology annotation, biological process: neuron projection development. The record is from RefSeq and is a predicted model, not a curated record. Gene Ontology annotation, cellular component: endoplasmic reticulum membrane; plasma membrane.